Clunio marinus is the source of this 2451-nucleotide messenger RNA. The record is from the annotation of a GenBank genome assembly. Lineage: Eukaryota; Metazoa; Arthropoda; Insecta; Diptera; Chironomidae.
ACAUGACCAUUCCAAUAAUAUUCGCCAACUCACAACAAAAGUUUUUCUGCAUUUUAAUAUGGAUUUAUCAGGUAUUGUGGGCAUUGGUGAUAGUGAAGAUUUAAAGACAACUGAAGGGAUUGACAGACUAUGUGAAAGAAUCACUGAACGUGAAGCACAAAUUAAUGAAACAUUAGAAAAUUUAUUGUCGAAAAGAUUCAAUUUAGAAGCACGAUUAAGAAAUUGUUCAACUAAACAUCAGCAAAUCUUGAAAGCAUCUGUGAGUGAUGACUCUAAAAAGCUUGCUGAAAUGAUAAGUCACACCGCCGAUCUCGCAGAGAAAGUUAGUGCAAAAGUUCGUCGUCUGGAUGUUGCAAGAAUGCGGGCAUCGGAAGUUCAAUGUCGUGUUCAUGAUCUCAUAGAUCUUCAGCUGUGUAGUCAAGGUGUCAUGUUAGCCAUUAAAGAAGAAAAUUAUGAGAAAGGUGCUGCUCAUGUUCAACGAUAUUUAGCGAUGGAUAAGAAAUUGUUGGAGAAAACUGCUGACGAUGUUUCCUCAAUGACUUCAGUGAAUAAAGCUGUUGACACUCUUGAGAAAGCUGCCAAAGAGAUGAGGGAAAUUGUUAAAGUUAAACUUGAUGAAGCCAUCAAGAAAGACGAUCUCGCGUCAGUCGAAAGAUUUUUCAAAAUUUUCCCUCAACUGGGAAUGCACGACGAGGGAAUUGCAAAAUUCACUUCAUACGUUUGUUCAAAACUAACAACAAAAGCGCAAAAGGAAUUGAGGCAAUCAAUGGACAUCGCAAAAGCUGAGAAACGAACGAACGUUGCUUAUGCCGACACAUUUACAGUUUUAUUAGAAAAUGUUUUAAGAGUAAUUGAAGUCAAUCAGCCUAUAAUUGAAAGUUAUUAUGGAUUCGGACAUUUGUUGAAGAUGGUGAAGCUUUUACAAGUUGAAUGCGAUGAUGAGACAAGAAAACUUGUCCAGGAUUUCAAUAAUCAAAGAAAGAUUCAAAGAAAAAUCAACCAAAUAAAUGAUUUCAUGAAAAGUCAAUCAAGCAGCUCAACGAGCACACUUGGUCAUCUAAGGAAAGCUUCUGGAAGUAUGGAUAAGUUGAAUGCAAAGGAUUUAGAUGCACUUAUUGCUGAAGUGACAAUAAUGCAUUCAAGAGCUGAACUUUAUGUGAAAUUUAUUCGACGUCGUGUAACGCAAGACAUUGAGAAAAGCAGCAUGUCAGGUGAAGAUAAGAAAUCAAACAUGGAAUCACUUGAAUCAAUGAUUAAAAAGUCACAAUUAAGCACACAAAUGCAUGAAUUACUCAGCACUUAUCUGCUUUUUGAAAAAUAUUUCAUGGAGGAAAGUGUCGUGAAAGGAAUCGCUUUGGAUGCUUUCGAGACGGGACAACUUUAUUCGAGUAUGGUUGACGAUGUCUUCUUUAUCGUACGUAAAUGUAUUCGACGAUCAAUUGGAACACAAUCGGUUGAUGGAAUUUGUGCUGUCAUUAACAAUGGCGCUUCAUGUCUUGAACAGGAAUUUAUUAAUUCACUUAAAAGUCCUUUGAAAGCUGGUUAUCCUUCAGGUUACAUCGAUCUUGCACAAGCUUACAAUGCUUUUCAAAGCAGCAUUCAGCAAGGAAAGAUUCAAACGAGUGACUCGGAAGUGGCACGAACAAAGUUCAUCAUCACUUUGAAUAAUGCUGACAAAUCAACUGAAUACAUUGAGACACUUCACAUCAACAUGGGUGAAGAGAUAAAAAUUUCAUUUCCAACGAUGUCAGCUCAUAAGAAAGAAAUGAUUGACAGUUGUUUGAGUGGAUUAAGAAAUGUCGGCGAUUCGUUGAAAGCUGUCAUUGAGUUUGGAAUGCAACAACUUCGUUCAAGUGCACUUAAGCCAAGAUUGAAUCCGUGGAUUGAUCAAUUUCAAUCUUACAAUCAUAUGAUGACAGAAGAAGAACUUGCAGCUUAUGAAGCUGGUGAAACUUUCAUUCAGUUCUUGAUCGUACAACUUGAUUCGCUUUUAAAUUCAUUCAAAAAGAAUCUCAGUGAAAGGAAUUAUGAUGUGCUUGUGAGCAUGUUGGCGAUAGAUGUGACGACGAGAUUUGAAAGAUCGAUUAAGAAGUCAGGUUUUAAUCGUCUUGGUGGUUUGGUUCUCGAUCAAGAAGUGCGAGCACUCGGAAGCUUUCUAACAGCAGCUACAAGCUGGACAGUUCGUGAUAAAAUGGCGCGACUCACACAAAUUGCAAUUAUUCUUAAUCUUGAGAAAGUUACAGAACUUUCAGAGUAUUACGAUCCGAAAAGUCAAAACGAUUGUGGACCAUUCACAGCGUGGCGUUUGACACCAAACGAGAUCAGAACGAUUUUGAAAUUGAGAACUGAUUUUAAGAUCGAAGAUAUCAAGAAGCUCACGCUUUAAUCAUUAAUUAAAUGUUAUUUAAAAAAGAAAAUUUAUAUCGAUAAUAAACUCGCUUUGAAAAACAA